Messenger RNA from Lontra canadensis (Northern American river otter), 1226 nucleotides. Its product is annotated as olfactory receptor 1052-like. Gene Ontology annotation, cellular component: membrane. The coding region runs from base 1 to 1032 and encodes 343 amino acids. Lineage: Eukaryota; Metazoa; Chordata; Mammalia; Carnivora; Mustelidae. The transcript has 2 exons. Gene Ontology annotation, biological process: G protein-coupled receptor signaling pathway. Gene Ontology annotation, molecular function: G protein-coupled receptor activity; olfactory receptor activity. The record is from RefSeq and is a predicted model, not a curated record.
AUGAAUAGUGCCUGGCUUAUAGGACAUGUUCAACUAGCAUUAAGUGGGAGUUAUAGUGAUGGUGUUAAUGCUCUGACACCAUUUGAAAUGAACAAUCAAACAGAUGUAACAGAAUUCAUCUUCUUGGGAUUUUCCAACCACCCCAAUCUACAAGGUUUGUUUUUCCUGGUUUUCUCGAUCAUUUACCUGACAACACUUGCGGGGAACAUGCUCAUAAUAACAGCCACUAGAAUCAGUCUUGCUCUCCACACUCCAAUGUAUUAUUUCCUCAGCAACCUGAGUUUCUUAGACAUCUGCUAUACAUCCACCACCAUUCCAGUCAUGCUGGUGAACUUCUUCCGGGAGAAGAAGACCAUUUCAUAUGAGGGCUGCCUUUCCCAGAUUUUCUUCCUCGUGACAUGUGCUGGCACUGAGGGUGUCUUAUUGGCGGCUAUGGCAUAUGACCGCUGUGUGGCCAUUUGCCACCCUCUUCAAUAUCCAGUCCUCAUGAGUGUGAAGGUCUGUGUUUUUUUGGUGACUGGGUCCUGGCUGUGUGGGCUGGUGAAUUCUGUGACACACACGGUACUGGCAGCCACACUCACGCUCUGUGGACCCAACCAAAUCAGCCACUUUCUCUGUGACAUUCCACUGCUCCUGAAGCUCUCCUGCUCAGACACCUCUCUGAAUGAAUCUGUGCUCCAUGUGGCCAGUGCCACCAUUGGCCUGAGUCCCUGCCUGUUUACUGGAGUGUCCUACAUACUCAUCAUCUCUGCCAUUCUUAGGAUUCCCUCUGCUCAGGGUAGGAGCAAGGCCUUCUCUACCUGUGCAUCCCACCUUACUGUGGUAGUGGUCUUCUUUGGAGCGGCCAAUUUCAAUUAUGACAGAACCAGCAUAGGCUACAACCUGGACAUGGAUAUCCUGAUUUCUGUGUUCUUCUGUGUUAUAACACCUAUGUUGAACCCCAUCAUAUAUAGCCUGAGAAACAAGGAGGUCAAGAGUGCCCUGAGGAAGUUAACUAGGGAAUGUGGGCUCUCUAAUGAGAUCAACAAUUAGAUGUUUUCAUUCUGAAAAAUUCCUUACAUAAUAAAAACAUGGGCCUUUUAGCUGAAUUAUAACAGUGGUGUCUACAUAGGAUCUUCUGACAACUGUAAUGCUCCAUUCCACCAGGACAACAAGCUACACCUAUGCCAAGCAUUUCACACAUUGUGAUCUAAAAUUUCCUGUGUUCUCCAAUCCACUGAUAUGAG